AUGAAGCUUUAGAAGAAUUAUACAAAAUAGACAUAAAGAUAUAUCUUACAGAAGGGUGGAGAAAAUCCUGAAAUGGAAAUCAAAGAAUACAAGGAGAACUUGAGUAUGCUUAUGCGAUGUCUAUUGCUGUUGAAAAGACUAAAAUUAAAAUUUAACAAGAGGAAGAAUUUAUUCAAGCUAUAGGAUAAAAUUAAUAUCACAUUUAAGAUAACGUGUAAAUUCUAAUAUCGUUUCAAGAGGAAGAAAUUUUAUCAAGUCAAGUCUAAUAAUAACCGAUAGUAAAUCGCAAGGCCUAGCAGUAAAAAAAGGUCCAUUAGUUACAGAUAUGGUAAAUAAAGAGUUAAUCAAUAUCCUUAGACAGAAUUCGUCAUAGAUUAAAAGAGACCUUUUGAAUUAGAGUUGAAGAAGUAAGAAUUAAGAAAGAGAGCAGAAUUGUUGAAGAAAAUAAAAUAAGAUACAUUAAAGUGUAUAGAUGAAAUAAAUAUUAUAUAAUAUCAUGUAUAUUAUUCAUCUUUCAAUUGUUGA
Messenger RNA from Paramecium tetraurelia, 525 nucleotides. RefSeq lists its product as uncharacterized. The transcript has a single exon. The record is from RefSeq and is a predicted model, not a curated record. Lineage: Eukaryota; Ciliophora; Oligohymenophorea; Peniculida; Parameciidae.